Messenger RNA from Cheilinus undulatus (humphead wrasse), 3268 nucleotides. RefSeq lists its product as uncharacterized. The record is from RefSeq and is a predicted model, not a curated record. NCBI's taxonomy places the organism in Eukaryota, Metazoa, Chordata, Actinopteri, Labriformes, Labridae. Gene Ontology annotation, cellular component: plasma membrane. Bases 14 to 1069 code for a protein of 351 amino acids. Gene Ontology annotation, molecular function: transmembrane signaling receptor activity. The transcript has 6 exons.
GGUCAUUGCCACUAUGAUGAAAAUAAAUGCCUACGCUUGUCUUCUCUUUGCUUUGAGUUCAGUGGAGAUGAAAAGCCUGAACAUCGAAGGUCGUGUUGGGCAAGAUCUGACCUUCAGAUGCUCCAACUGGGAUGUUUUUUUUAGCAUAAAAGAGAAUGAGAAGUAUCUGUGUGUGGAUCCUUGCUCACAACGUAAUCAUGUCAUCACCAGAGCAGGAUUUAAGAAGACCUCACAAAAUAAACGAAUUGAGUUAUUAAACAAUGGUGAUGUGUUAUAUGUGACCUUCACUAGCCUUCAGAAGUCAGAUGCUGGAAAAUAUUAUUGUGGAGCAGAGAGAACAAUUAAGGAUGCAUACAUAGAGGUGAAUCUUAAAGUCAUAGAUGUUCCAGCUCAGCCGUCCAAUACCAAGGCGCCUUCAAGAACAACAACCACUGUUGCUGUACCAAGCAGCCCUUUUACAUUUUCAUAUGGCUCAGAUAUUUUCAGCAGCACGUCGUCAGCCAACACAACCCUCAGUACCACAACACCAGCUGCAUCAGCAGCACAACAAGGGCGUGUAUCACACCUGAUAGCUGGUGUCACUGUCAUAAUAACACUCUUGAUGCUCCUGCUACUGCUCAUGAGAACAAUGAAAAAGAAAAAACAAAAGGUUGUGUCAAGAGCUCAUUUGCCACAAGAGGAAGUACGGGAGGAAGUUGAGUAUGAUGAAAUUAGAGAUGAAGACCGGCAAUCACUGAGACAGCCUGAAGGCCUGUCUACCGUCUUCUUCUCUGCAGAGCCAGACAGUGUCUACGCUAAUACUUCCUCCCUCCAAGACACUGAACAUGUAGCUCAGUGUGACUCUGACUAUUCAAACAGCACUGCCCUUAGAGCAGCCAGCUCCAGCGUCAACCCAAGACAGGGAUGUUCUGGCAGCAAAGUUUCAGAUCAUCCAUGUGAUGUUUUAUACUCAGUUGUUCAACCUCCUAAAAAGAAAGUGAGACCCACAGGGAAAGUGAAACUAAAUCAGCCACAAAUCAAUGACAAUGACUCUUUUUAUUCCCUGGUUCAGCUAACAGGAGCAACUUAAGUGUUAGAUUGACAAAAAAGGAUUUUUUUCUACUAUACUGAAUAGUGUUUUAAAUAGAGGGAAGUUGUAUUUCUUUGAUAGUAAGGAGCAUUUAAUACUCAGGCACUUAAGAUGUAUAUAUUACUGAUAAACUCAAGCAUUUGAACAUGUUCCUUCUCGAGGCAAAAGCUGCCUUAAAACCAGUAUGUUAAAGCUAAAGAAUAACUCAAAACUCUUCAUCAUGCCACUUUUUACAGAGUAUUUUUUAAUCUAUUUUACCCUUAUUGUGUUAGGAUAGGUGAAGAAAGACACACAUUUUCAGGUCAGUAAUUAAGUCUGAAGAAGUCUUUACCUUAACGUCUUUACUAGAAGGCACUAAAUGCCGUUUUUAAUGAGUAACUAAACCCAGGACAGUUUUUGCUGUGGUGCAUCUACCCUGUAAUAAAAAAAAAAAUCCUUCAGAACAUCAUGGACAGGGCUUGGAGAGAGCUUGGAAUAAGAGGCAGGGAUAAGACACGCCCACUGCCUCCUUACUCCCUCGUCUUUUCCUGCAGAACUUCUAGUGAGUUCGAGAGAUGGUUUUAUGAAAAAAGAUUAUUCAAAUAAAGAAACCAUGACAUCUGGUCAAGUAGAACACACAAGCUAGUAUAUUAUGGACCACAUGGUUUAUUCGCAAUCUUGGUCAACAGUGCUACAUAACCCAUUAUCCUAGAGUGUCACAUUGGCAUCGAUGACUGAGCAGCUGUAUGCAAGCCUCACAUCACCAAGUCCAAAGCCAGGCAUCAGAUGGAGUAGUGUAAAACUGGACUAUGGAGCAGUGGAAACAUGCUCUGUGGAAUGACAAAUCAAGCUUCUCUGCUUGCGAGUCAGAUUGGCAAGUCAGUGACUGUGCACAGAGCAAGAACUAUAAAGACAAGGUUUGAUGAGUUUGGUGAGGGAAAGCUUACUGACCUGCACACAGUCCUGACCUCAACCCCAUCAAGCAACUUUGGAAUGAACUGGAACAGAGAUUGUGAGCCAGGCCUUCUCAUCCAACAUCAGUGUCUCACAUCAUAAAUGCUCUACAGAAUGAAUGGGCACAAGUUUCCAUAGAAACACCCAAAAAUCUUUUAUAAAGGCUUCCAGACGAAAGUAGGCUGUUAUAGCUGCAAAUGGGGGGCACAUUUUAGAGUACAUGUAUUUGAAUACAAUGCUUUUACAGUACCUGUUUUGUCCAUACAGCAUAUGCUAAGUCAUUCAGCACUGAACCAACAAUUUUUCCAUAAAAUUCUGCAGUCUGUUUAUUUUUUUUAAUGUUACCAUUUGCAACAAGUGAUAACAGACAAGGUUUAAACAGAUUCAAUAAAACCUAAAGUACUUGUACUGAGUCGUCUUCUCACUUGAACUUGGUAUGUCAAAUGUCAUUAUCUAUUUAUGUGCACUUCCUUAAUUUAAUAUGUGUGAGGCUACUUUUGCUUCUGCUCACACUUACACAAACACACAAAGAGAGAGUGCUAACAUAUUGACAGCAAUACUUGAGGGUGAGUCAUGCUGUUGUUUAGGUUAACAGGAUGUUAAUGCUGUGUACAAGUACUGGUUGUGGUUGAGAAAAAGGCUUUGAAUAUAUCACGUGUGAAAUAUCAGCAAUGAAGGCGCUUUCUUCAACAUCAAAAUAUUCUAAGGAAGAAUUACUUCCUUGCUUCUUCAAAGUGCCAUUAUGAAGCCAACAGCCCUUUUAAUUCACAACUUUGUUUGCAACCUUAAGUCUAAAGAUUUGUAUUAGGGCUGUCAAGUAUUAGGAUGAAUGCAACUCAGACAAGAUUUUGUGUGGUUUUAAUCCAUCCCAAUUAUGUUAUUUUAAAAAUUCCACUCCUUUGCAAUGAAUGCUGUUUUUGUUUCUUUUCAGAUUUUCGCACCAUCUUAAGCUAAAGGCUAGUUGACUUCCUGUUGUGAAACAGACCUGCUUUAAUUUCUAAAGAAAAUAGUAAACCUUAGGUAGAUCGGUGAUAAUCACACAAACUUAAUCACAGAAAAAAGGGCUUGUUAUGGAUUGAAAAUCUAAAAAAGGUAACAUUAAAAAGGUAGAUGUUAGGUAACACAAGGUGUAAAUUGCUUUUGACUUGAUCAUGGACCUCGAUAAUCUUGAUGAAUGUACAGAUGCUGAAAGCCCUUGUUUGUGUCUGUCUACAACUAUUAAAUUCAUGUCUGUAUCAUGUUAAAUUCUGUUUCUGUUUAUAUUAU